Cloeon dipterum is the source of this 3230-nucleotide messenger RNA. RefSeq names its product ankyrin repeat domain-containing protein 11. Gene Ontology annotation, cellular component: nucleoplasm. Lineage: Eukaryota; Metazoa; Arthropoda; Insecta; Ephemeroptera; Baetidae. The record is from RefSeq and is a predicted model, not a curated record. The coding region runs from base 38 to 2782 and encodes 914 amino acids. Gene Ontology annotation, molecular function: protein binding. The transcript has 12 exons.
UCCCAAUGGUUGCAGCCGAAGCUGGUGGAGGCCAGAUAUGCGGGGCCCGAUGCCAGGCCCGGUUCAGAAAUGUGCAGUGUCGACGGGACGCAGCCCGAGCAGCGCCAGGAAGAGCCUGCCCAUGUCCGAGAGGCAGCAGAUGGCCCUCGUUAUGCAGAUGUGCGCCAGCGACGCAGCAAACAGCAGCAACCCUUGCACGAGUCCGCCACCCUUGCUGUCCCCGAGCGGGGGCGGAAGGGCGCGUAUGAGGAACGAAAGGGGCGAGACGCCGCUCCACUUGGCCGCCAUCAAAGGCGACAUCCAGCAAACGAAACGUCUGCUCUCCCGAAACGCAGAUCCAAACGUCGCAGAUUUCGCCGGUUGGACGCCGCUGCACGAGGCCUGCAACCACGGACAUUUGGAGGUGGCCAGGUGCCUGAUCAACGCCAAUGCGGACAUCAACGCCCGCGGCCUCGACGACGAAACUCCCCUGCACGACGCAACCAGGAACGGACACAUCAAGUUGGUGGAGCUGCUGCUGCAGCACGGCGCCGACCCGCACCUGACGAACACGCACGGCGUCGCGCCUAGAGACAUCAACGGUCCGCAGGUCGCCGAGUUGGCCUACCUCUUCAUCGAGCACUCGCUGCAGCCGCCCACGACGCCGCGGCCCGCCUCCACCCACCAGCAGACGCCUUCCGAAGGUGAGACCGCUGCCGCCUCCGCGGAGAGCGGCCCCGAAGCGGAAGAAGAAGAGGAGGAGGAGGAGGCGGCGAGGCCAUUUGGCUGCGUUUCGAUUGCGGCGCCGGGGGCAGCGGAGACAGCAACCACGAGUGUCGCCACCCGUCAUCACCAGCCGACCUCGCGUCGCGCUUCCUACAAUCAAACGGUGCCGCGCUCGGCCGCCGCCGGUGGCGCCGCCUGUGAGAUGCGGCGGACACCGUCGCAGAACAAAGUUGACAAGAGCGGCUCGCCCAGAGUGACCCUGCGCCUCCACCAGGUCAAGUCCAGGGAUGAUAAGCGCUCCCUGCAGACCAAGGACGCGGCCAGCUACGAAACCAGGCUGCAAUUCAGCAUAAUGGACCAGAAGGCGGAGGACAUCUACGAGUUCAAGAGCAGCAAGGACGGCGCGCCGAACAGUCCGUUGGAUGCCGUGGACAAGGACAGCGAGAACAUCUCGGCCAAUGCGCCGCCGCCGUCGCAGCAGCCGCAGCAGCAGCCGUCCAGCCCGCGUAAGGAGCUGGACGGAAACGGCGGCGGCACGGCUGAAAAGGAGGCGGCACCGAAGAGGAGCGCCUCUGACCUGCUCGACGGCGCCGACGACGACGAGAGCAGACGCAAACGCCGCAAGGAGGACAACAACACAUCAGGUAAAGGCCCCGGCCGGUCCGCGGGCGUUCCGAAGAAGGCGGCCGCAGCGGCCAAAGGGCAGCAGGCGGCCUCCAGCGGCCAGAACAGCAAACAAGUAGAGCGUCCGUCCGACCGCAAGAGUCCCGCCUCCGGAGGCAACAGUCCCAAGUCCAAGACCGGCGACAGCGAGAGCGACGGCGACGACACCAAGCGGGAGCUGUCCGGCCCCAAGGUGCCGCCGCUCAAGAUCGUGAUUCCCCAGCAGAGCGGCGGCGAGCAGGAGCAGGGCACGCGCAACGGCAAGAACGGCAACGGCCGACACCAGGCCCUGCCCUACGUCGUCACCACCUCGAGCAGCAACGACUCGGACACGGCGGCCGCCUCCAACGCGGCUCCUGACAAGCUCGAAACCGCCCCUGCGGCCACCGCGACUGCUACCAAGGAGGACAAGAAGGACGCGGCCACGCUGCAGGAGGAGCGAUCUCAGCGAGUGCUGCGGAGUUCGCAUCGCUCGUCGAACAGCCACUCCGGGGGCGGCGGAGGCGGCGCGGGCUGCUCGUCGUCGGCGGGCGGACUGGACUCGAUGGCGAACAGCCCGAGUCCGUCCAAGUCGGACGACAAAAGCGAGGCGGGCCCCAGCGCCGAGGGGGCCGCCGCCGUCGAGGUGCAUCCGCGCAAGAGGAAAAUCAAGGCGAGCAAAGAGUCUUCCGUGGAGAGCGUGCCCGAGCCCUCCAAUAGUCACAGCGACCCCCACCCGGGCGAGUCUGCACCCGCCACCAACUGCUACGAGAUGUUCCUCAACAUUCGGAAACAGAUUGACAGGAGAAGAAAAGGAUUGUUCCCUGUGCAGCCGAAGCCUCCUCAGGGUUUCAAGGACUACUUGAUGAACAAAUGCACGUACGUGCUGGCGGGAAAGGCGACAACUAGGGUCCGAAUGCAGCCGCCGCCGCCCAAUUUGGCCACGCCCAUGAAAGAACUGUUCGUCGAGCAGGAGAAGGCCCGAUACAGACUGUGUUUGCAGCAUGUGAUAGAGAAGGAAAAACUGGUGCUGUCGGUGGAGCAGGAGAUUCUGCGGGUCCACGGACGGGCAGCGAGGGCGCUAGCCAACCAGUCGCUGCCCUUCUCGGUCUGCACGAUCCUGAAAGACGAGGAGGUUUACAACGUGAUCACGCCCGAGCAGGAGGAGAAGGACCGCAACGCCAGGUCCAGGUACAACGGCAGGCUCUUCCUCAGCUGGCUCCAGGACGUCGACGACAAGUGGGAGAAAAUCAAGGAGAACAUGCUGCUUCGACACCACAAGGAAGCCGACGCUCUGCAGGCAAUCCAGAAGAUGGACUGGGAGUGGAAGAUGAACGAGCACUCGCUGUGCGAAUCUAAAUCGCAGCCGGUGAUCGACAGCAGCCACGUGCCCCUGGUGCAUGUCUCGGACGACUUUGACCUGCUGCCAGCCUGAAUGUGGCCGUGGAAAUGAAAAAUUUUAAAUGAGUAAUGGAGAGCCGUCCAGUCUAGCUCCUUUGGUCGGCCAGCUCGUGAAAUGAAGAGAGGAAAGAAAGAAUUCGACUCAACUCGUCUGUUUUUGUUCAAAAGAAAAUUAAGUAUUGUUUUGCUUCGAUUUUUCGGAGCUAAUAGUCGCGAACAACUCAGCGUGAUCUUAAGUAAUUGGUUUCAAUUUUCGUCUGUUGGGUACGGAGAACGACACUCGUAUUUGGAUUUAAUUUAAUUUUCCAUCGAGUUGAGAAAGGCAUUCGAGUCUGUUAAAAAAACUGUCUCAGAAUUCACCACUUGUGAUACUUAGUUUGGCCACCGCCACAGCUGGUGCCAAAUGAUUUUUUUCUGACUGCAAAUAUUGUAAACUUCUCAUGUAUGAAAAGUAAAUGGAAUCAUACUAAUUUCAACCUAUA